CAGUUGGUUGGAAGGAAGUGCUUGCCGAGCCCUUGAUGAAUAUGUGCAAGAGUGGCUUGAUCUUGGUGUUAAGUAUAUUGGUGGUUGUUGUCGGACAUAUCCACAAGACAUCGCCAAAAUUGUUGAGCAAGUAGAAAAGUGGAAACGAUCACAUGCUACUUGAUUUUUGCUGCAUUCAGGUUUUUAAGCAAGAGGUUUUUUUAACGUAAUUUAUCUUGCUGUCCCAGGAAUGGUUGCACAUUUAAGUUUUUUAGAACAAUACAGUGAUAGAUAUGCAUUGGGAGUUAGGUGGGGUACCUAAGAUACACAAGCAGGUAAACCACUUCUUUUCCCUUUGUAGGUCUAUCUGCUUCAAUAAAUACUCUUAACUAUUUGCCUUAUCUCUAAAGUGCCUAUCCUGCAUUUUUUGUUUUAGUGUGGGGAUUAGUGCAUAUAUUUAAUGAUUAUGCAUAUAUUUAUUAUUUUGCGAUUUGAACAGAAUUUGAAGAAAACAAGGUUUCUCAAAACUGCUCUUUUGCAUUCAACAUUUGCCCUCUUUCUCAUUUUAUUUUGUAUUUUCCAAAGUGCAUGAUCAGCUUGAUUGUUGUGAAUGUCAUCUAAAACUCACAUUGACCUCUUCAAGGGCAGAGCUGUUGGGCCCACAGAUUUUACAGCUGUUUUAUAUCUUCUGAGGUAUGUGAUUGCAGUCUCUUUUGCAUCCCAGUUUAGUGAUUUUCCUUUCUUUCAUGUUGUAAAUCUGCCAAGCAUUAUUUAUCACUGCAUCUAUGAGCCACGUCAAUAUUGUCUAGUAUCAUUUUUUACCUCUGAUAGAUAUACAAUUCUGAUUUAUAUCUUGAUCCACUUGAUCAGUAUUUCCCAUAUUUCUAUUGUAAAUGCUAAUAAUUACUGGCUGAGGGGCAUUUAUAUGUUUUUUCUCUUUACAUGCUUGAUUGAAGAUUUUCCGAAUUGAUGCAGCCACACUUUUGCUGCAACUGCAACAACCUUUUGUCCAUCAAUUUCCCUAUCAUUCUUUAAGACAAAAUUGCCUCAGCUUCACUCACCUGUUUAUUGCCACUCAAAUUGUACAGCAGACCUUCUGUGUUCUCAUCACCAUGCACGUUCGCAGGCUGUGGUGUAAUUAAAUACCCUCUACCUCGGCAGUAUCAUCAUUACCAUUGAUGCCUUGAAUAUCUUCUUCAAGCAACUGAACUAAUUCUGUGAUAGUCAGUCCAUCUCUAAAACAGUCGAUUUUCCUCAUAUAAAAAAAAAUUCUUAUAAAAAUUCCAAUCUUAUCAAAACUCCAACUAUGGAGAGGCGUGAAAAGCAGUGGAGAAGAACAAGUGUGACAUAUACGUCACAGUGACUUUUUCACGCCUCCACAGCUUCCCGUAAUAAUAAUAAAAAUUAAUUAACGUAUUUACUUUGCUUUUAGAACUGUCCAUGAGAGACACCAUUGAGAUCAAUUGACUUCAUAACAAUGUAGGCUAUGAAUUCAACUCAUCAAUGAUCAGGGUCCAGGGGGAAAAAAACAAACUUUUUGUGGGCAAGAUCUCACAAUAAACUAACAAACCAGACCCCUCUGUGAAAAGAAUACACUUGCACAGACAUAAAUAUUGAUCUGCAGUGAAAGGAAUUAAGUUCUAUCAUAACUUGUUUACUGUGACGUAUAUGUUGCACCCAUCCUUUCGUCAGGAAGUGGGUUGUGUCGGUGCAGAUUGCGUAUUUGUCUGUUUCAUUCAGAUGCAUUUUCCCAACAACAUACAUAAUGUGUUAAAUGGGUGUAAUUUAUUUGCUUUUCUUUUGUAGGGAACUAAUUUUAAGUUUUAAAAGCGUCUAUCUCCUUACAUUUGAAGAAAUUUUGGAGAACUGAUUUUUAAGUUAUAAAAAGAAGGGUUAUCUUAUAUUCAAGUAAAUAUAGUAAAUUGCAUGAUGCUGUUACUUAUUACUAUAAGAGUUUAUAUACUAGAGUAUAUAGAAAAUGCAGAAUUAAUGGUUGACAAUAUGUCAUGAGCACCUCAUAAAGAUGUUGCUUUUUCUUCUCAGUAUUCAUUUGUUUUCAUUAACACUUUUUUUAAUGUUGCCUAAACUCUUGUUGGUUCUCUAUUGUUCAUCAUACUGAAAUUUUCAUUGCGUUCUACUUUCUUGUAGGAAAUAAUGUUGUAGGGACCAUAAUCGCUGAAGAGACAUAAUAUAAAUCUUUGUAGUUUUGAGAGAAAUACAUUGUUGAAGUAUCUAUACCUUGUUUUCAGGUAUUAUUUUAAUUUUUAUCUACCUAUUAUUUACGUAAAGUAUUCAAAAACAUUUUUUAUUUAUUGAGCAGUAUUCAUAUUUUAGGUUUGUAAAAGUUUAAUACAUAUUUGUCAGUAUUUUUUUGAUGAAAGCCUUUAAUGCAGUGUACAUAAUUUAAGGAAUGUUUCUGCCUACUUGCAGUUGAAUAUAGUUUUUCCCCACAAUUAAAGCUGGAAACUUUCUUUUUGAUGUUAUUGAACUGUUUAUCAUUGAGGCAAUUCAUUCAAUGAAAGUUAUAAUCUUAUUGCUAUGUGCGCCUGAAGGUGUGUUAUGACUGAAUACAUAUCCAAAAUGUCGUGCAAUUUUAGUAAUAUGCAAAUAUUCUCUGUUAAUUUACAUUAAGGAAAUAAAAAUAUUGUUUAGAAAUUAUGUUAUUACUAUUAAAACAGCAUUCUAAAGUGAAGAAGGUAUUAUAAAUUUGUAUUACUGAUGUAUUAUACACUGAAGUUUCUUUCAAAACUAUCUUUUGCACAGACAUACUACUUGCUUUUUUGAAUAAAAGAUUAAAUAUUGUGCUUUGGGUCCAUGGAAGCACUGGUUUUAUUUUUAAAUGUAUUAUGUGUCGUAAAUCAGAAUGUUAAAAAUGUUCCUUGUGUCUUGAAAAAAUGUAUUAGCAUUUUAUAGAUUAAACAUGUACUAAAUAUGUAAUCAUAAUUGCAUACUUAUGUUUUCAAGAAGUUGUAAAUGCUCUAUGCAAGUUAUCCAUGUGUUGUCUGGAAAUGACAUACUAUGAUACUCCUUUUAUUAGUUUUAAAAGAAAGUAGAAAUUUACUGAUAACAUUCUGAUUUAAAUCACCAUAAUUAAGAUUUCAAGAAUCGCUUUAUGUAUGUAUGGUUUUUAAAUAUUAUUUUCUGGUGCUAUUUUCUAGAGAUAGGAUUCUACACUAAUUAUAUUUUUUUAGUUUGAUUUUCUUCAAGAACACAAUUUAAUUAUGAUUUUGAUGAUUUCAGGCUGUGAAAUGUAUGUCAAAUAGGCAAUUGACUAAGAUUUCUCAAAGUGCACUAAAAACUUAAUCCACAUUUCUUAUUAGAUCAACACUGACCUGUUUGCUUUAGCAAUUCUUUGAUCUUUUUUUCAUGUUAUCAGUGCACAAGAAUAGUGUCUUAUCUCAGAAAAAUAUAUCUUUGUGGGAGAACAGUUUUAACUGUGUAUGUCAUUACUUGUAAAUGCUAGCUCUGAAGUGGCCUAUCUCUAUUCAGAUUUUACUUGUCGAAAUAUCCUUUUCUUCAACAAUAUCUUUAUUUAACAAAAAAAUUAUGAUUUUUGACAUGUCUAUUUUUUUUAUGCACCAACAAUGUGUCAAAAUUAUACCUUGUUUAAUCUUUAUGCACUGAAAUUUGAAAUAGACACUUGAAGGUGCAGACUGCAUUUUGGUGCUUAGCUACUUCUUUAUGUAUAAAAAUGUACAUAAGAUUGAGUAUAAAAUUAAUAUUGUUUGAAUUAACGUAAUUAAACGUUUGAAAAGAGUGAAAAUAAUGCUGUUUUCCAUUUCUUUUCUUUCCCCACAUGCAUUAUAGAGCUUGAAUUUUUAAUUGUUAAAAAACUAUGUAUUUUCUAGCUAAAAGAUGUUGUCAAAUCAGGAAUCUUUUGAGUAAGGUUUCCUAAAAACAAAAUACUUUUUCUAAACUGUUGGCAUCUACAAUAUUGCCAAUAUUUUCUCCGUUACUUUCUCUUUUGAGUGGGGACCCCACAUCUCAGCUGCCGUCUAUCAGAGUCUAGGGUGCCCUGUGGUUACUACAGUUUCCCUGGGGACAAUUUUCAAUGAAGAACCCCCUCGCACUCUCCUCACAACACAUUACAGUAGCCCUUAGGUCGAUCUCUGUCAUGUAUCAUAACAUGUAGGCUGCAUGUAGGUCCAUCUCAAUGAUAGAUUUUGGUGUAGGGAGCCAUUUCCUCAACACAAAUGUGCGUGCGCAGAAAUUUCGCACUCGCAUUAGUUACAAUCGGGCAAGGGAUUACUGAAGGUUUAAGAUGUGGAGGUAAUUUGUAAGAAGCUGGGACUGCUCUCGUGCCACGGACAAUUCAAAAAGCUUAUACACGGAAUUUGAACGUACCCCUUAGAACCCUGUGCUUCAGCUAUGUUUCUUUAGUUUUAAAAUCUACUAAUACCAAUUCCCGUUGUACUCACUACCCACCAAACUAUUCUAAAAAUAAUAAUUUCACUUAUUUCUACAUUACUAAAAAUUGCUCUCAUUUACCUGACUUUUCAAACUUAAUAUUAAAUAUCGUUCAAUAAAUAAUUUCUUCCAAAAAUUACAAAUCUAAUUAAAAACAACCUUCCAAAUUUACUUCAUGGCUAUUAAUGUAAAUACUAUAACCCAAUGAAAUUGGAAAGCAAAUGGUCUAAACAGACAGAAAAAAUAUAUUUCAGUAUUUUUAAAGGAAAGUAAUAUAGCUGGUAUUAGUGAAAUACAUUUAAUACCAGCAGAAAAACUAUACAUACAAGGUAACAAAGUUUACAGAAAUGAUCAUAUCUCUGCACAUACUUCUGAAGGGGUAGUUAUACUUGUUAAAACUCAUACCUUAUCAAGAAACAUUUUUUCCUAUUUCGCUUAAUUUAGAAUGUAUAGCAUUAGCUAUCAAUAUCAAUAACAGAUUUUAAUAUAUACGCAGCAUAUAAACCACUUAAUAAAAUAUUUUCAAACCCAGUUUAUAACG
Molecule: messenger RNA, 4927 nt
Organism: Gryllus bimaculatus (two-spotted cricket)
Lineage: Eukaryota; Metazoa; Arthropoda; Insecta; Orthoptera; Gryllidae
Source: the annotation of a GenBank genome assembly